CUGCUGCUCCACCUCCUCUCACAAGUCACAGCUCGAACACCUGCACCUCUGAAGCUUAAUUUCUUUACGUCCAGGGAUCCCAUCUCUCUCUCUCUCGGUUUCUCUCUUCACCAUGUUUGAAGCAAAAGAAACCCAUCUAAAUGGAGCUUACUACGGACCUCCAAUCCCCCCUCAGCAAUCCUACUCCUACCGCAGGCGCCCAGUCUGCUGCUGUGUGCUUAGCACAUUCAUGAAAGUUCUGAUCGCAAUCUGUGUCGCUCUUGGCAUUACAGUGCUCGUCUUAUGGCUGGUCCUGCGCCCAAACAAAAUGAAGUUCUACGUGGUAACAGCUGAUCUCAGCGAAUUCAAUCUCACAAAUGGCAACACACUAAAUUACAACCUCUCCUUGAACAUGGCUGUGAGGAACCCAAACAAGAGAAUUGGCAUUUACUAUGAUAGGCUUGAAGCUGUAGCUUCCUACCAAGGAGAGAGGUUCGCCUGGGACAAUCUUCCUCAUUUCUACCAAGGCCAUAAGAACACAACUAAUAUCCCUGUGAACUUCCAUGGACAGCCGGUGGUAGUCCUUGAUGGAUCAGAUAUCUUGACUUUUGAUGCCGAGAAGAGUAGUGGGUUGUUCUAUAUCGAUGUUAAGAUCUACUCUCGAAUUAGAUUCAAGAUUGGAUCAAUCAAGACUAGGCGCAUCAAGCCAGAGAUUGAGUGCGAAUUGAGGAUUCCUCUUUCUUCCAAUGCAACAACCUUGGCUACACGGUUCGAGAGCACCAAGUGUGAUGUCAACUUCUGAUCAUCUUUUUGCCUCAAAUCUGAUCAUUCUUUCAUUUUUCUUUUUUUUUUUUUUUUGUUCUCCUGCGUGCCUUGCUUGGUUCUUGUUCUUUCUCCUUCAUAUUUUAAUUCUGUCCCUGCGAUUUUGACUAUAUAUGUAUCUAUUAAAUUAUACUUAAUUUCUAGUAACGAAAUUUUAAUUGA
Molecule: messenger RNA, 963 nt
Organism: Nelumbo nucifera (sacred lotus)
Lineage: Eukaryota; Viridiplantae; Streptophyta; Magnoliopsida; Proteales; Nelumbonaceae
Product: NDR1/HIN1-like protein 10
Biological process (GO): defense response to other organism
Cellular component (GO): plasmodesma; plasma membrane
Source: RefSeq, a predicted model, not a curated record